Molecule: messenger RNA, 936 nt
Organism: Gossypium raimondii (Peruvian cotton)
Lineage: Eukaryota; Viridiplantae; Streptophyta; Magnoliopsida; Malvales; Malvaceae
Product: 50S ribosomal protein L21, chloroplastic
Exons: 5
Coding region: 75-761 (228 amino acids)
Biological process (GO): translation
Cellular component (GO): ribosome
Molecular function (GO): RNA binding; structural constituent of ribosome
Source: RefSeq, a predicted model, not a curated record
UAUUCUGCUAUAGAGGUGAAUGCUUAGUUCUUGCUUUUGCAGUGGGCUAAUCUCAUCUGCAUUACUCAAUACCAAUGGCGUCUUCUGCUACCUUUAGUACUUUGGUUCUCUCUUCUUCUUUCGCCACUCAAUGCAACGUUGCAAAUCGUCACCACCAAAGUUGUUUUCUUUCUUCUCCUCCCAAAAUUCCCAUCUUCUCUAUCCCUAAACCCGUUUCUUUGAAGCUCACUUCUCUCCUCUCCAAAACACCCACAUUUUUUACAAUCCCCAAAUCUUCUGAAUCCGACGCUGCCGUUGUCGAUGUUGAACCUGAUAACGUCGAGCCCGAACCAGAACCCGAAGCAGCACCAGAACCGGAACCGGAACCAGCUUCGGUUGUUGAGGCUUCCAAGGAAGAACCCAAAAGGGAAGAGAUUUUUGCUGUUGUUAUGAUUGGGGGUCGCCAAUACAUUGUUUUCCCUGGAAGAUAUCUCUACACCCAGAGACUGAAAGGUGCAAAUGUCAACGAUAAGAUUGUUCUAAACAAGGUAUUACUUGUGGGAACAAAAACAACUACAUAUAUCGGAAAACCUGUGGUAACUAAUGCUGCUGUACAUGCUGUUGUUGAGGAGCAGGGACUAAACCCAAAAGUAGUUGUCUUCAAAUAUAAGAAGAAGAAAAAUUAUCGGAGAAAUAUUGGUCAUCGACAGCCAAAUACUCGGAUAAGGAUAACAGGCAUCACAGGCUACCAAGACUAUCCGGCUGUCACACUCGAGUCCUAAGAUUCCUUGUGGAGGAUUGGAUGAUAAGGAGCCUUAACUUAUGAAUGUAUCAUGGAGUUCCUUUCCUCCUCUUCAUUUUGUAUGUAUUUGGAGUUGGCUUGAAGAUUGAUAUAACUCUAACAAAUCAGCAUUAAUUGUCAAAAUGAUUAUUUUAUGAAAUUUUGAUUACCAACCA